CUCUCCUCUCCGUUUUCCACUCUACCCAUCAACCAACAACAGACACACAUGCUCUCUCUCUCUCUCUUGAUUUUUCUCUAAAUAUUCAUAUUCAUAUCCAUAGUCAUAUUCUUAUUCUAAAGCAAACCCCACAACCAUCACAGUCAUCAUCACUCUUACCACCCCAUGAAGCGUCCUCCCUUUUCUCCUUUUUCUUUCUCUAAUACUACAAAUUAACAAUAUUUAUCAUUUACCUAUAUAGCUCUAUCUUAUCUCCAUCAAACCAGUUCAAGGAGAACAAAUUAAGCUCCAGUGCUAGCUAGCCUAUCAUCAGAGUAUCAAACACAAUGAGGAAGCCGGAUCUAAUGGCCAGAGAUAGAGUACCAGUCAAUAAUAAUAUGAACAGGGCCAAACUUAGAAAGGGCUUAUGGUCACCAGAGGAAGAUGAGAAGCUCAUCAAGUAUAUGUUAACUAAUGGACAGGGGUGUUGGAGUGAAAUUGCUAGGAAUGCUGGUUUGCAUAGGUGUGGCAAGAGUUGCCGACUGCGUUGGAUUAACUAUUUGAGACCUGACCUCAAGCGCGGCGCAUUUUCUCCUCAAGAAGAAGAGCUUAUCAUUCAUUUACACUCCAUUCUUGGCAAUAGGUGGUCUCAAAUUGCGGCGCGUCUUCCAGGAAGGACAGACAACGAAAUAAAGAAUUUUUGGAAUUCCACAUUAAAGAAAAGAUUCAAGAUCGACAGCAAUUCCACAUCCUCACCAAACGAUAGUACUGAUUCAUCAGAACCUAGAGAUCAUGUCGUAGGAAAUAUCAUGCCCCUGCAUGAUCAUGACGUUAUGACUCUAUGCAAGGACUCAUCUUCCUCACCAUCCAUAUCCAUGCAUGGUGUGGUCACAGGCAACCAAUUUGAUCCUUUCACCGUGCUCAGUAACCGCUAUGAUGUGAGGGGCGCAGCAAGUUUAUUUGACAUGUCCCCAUGCUUAACACAGGUAGGUAUGGGAGAUGGAUUUUAUGGCGAUCAUUACGGGAUUUUGGAGGGUAAUAAUAAAAUAGGGCUAGAAAGUGAUCUUUCUCUUCCGCCACUUGAGAGUAGAAGCAUUGAAGAGAAUAAUGCAGUGAGUAAUAACAGAAUUGGCGUGAAAAGCAGCAGCAACGACAACCACCACUUUGAUAGUACUUGCUUCAAUAAUACUGAUCAGACAUUUAAAGUAGAGGACAUGUUGGGGCUUGAAAAUCAUUGGCAAGGAGAAAACGUGCGAAUGGGAGAAUGGGAUCUGGAGGGUUUAAUGGAAAACAUAUCUUCCUUUCCUUUCCUUGAUUUCCAAGCUUUAUAACAGCCUACCUUACCCCCCCCCC
Messenger RNA from Populus euphratica (Euphrates poplar), 1332 nucleotides. Its product is annotated as transcription factor MYB46-like. The record is from RefSeq and is a predicted model, not a curated record. NCBI's taxonomy places the organism in Eukaryota, Viridiplantae, Streptophyta, Magnoliopsida, Malpighiales, Salicaceae. The transcript has 2 exons. Bases 327 to 1310 code for a protein of 327 amino acids.